Molecule: messenger RNA, 1959 nt
Organism: Salvelinus namaycush (lake trout)
Lineage: Eukaryota; Metazoa; Chordata; Actinopteri; Salmoniformes; Salmonidae
Gene: kcnc3b
Product: potassium voltage-gated channel, Shaw-related subfamily, member 3b
Exons: 4
Coding region: 1-1959 (652 amino acids)
Biological process (GO): protein homooligomerization; potassium ion transmembrane transport
Cellular component (GO): axon; dendrite membrane; neuronal cell body membrane
Molecular function (GO): protein binding; delayed rectifier potassium channel activity
Source: RefSeq, a predicted model, not a curated record
AUGCUCAGUUCGGUCUGCGUCUCCUCUUUCAAAGGGCGCAAGGGUGGGAACAAGUCAUCCAACAAAGCAUGUUACACUGCAGACAUGACUUGUCCGUCGGAAAGCGAGAAAAUCGUGAUAAACUGCGGGGGGGUGCGGCAUGAAACCUAUCGAAGCACCCUAAAAACGUUGCCCGGUACCCGCUUAUCUUGGCUUACCGAACCGGACGCCUUUAGCAACUUCGAUUACGACCACAAAAACGACGAGUUCUUCUUCGAUCGCCACCCGUCCGUCUUUUCAUUCAUCCUCAACUAUUACCGCACAGGGAAGUUGCACUGUCCGAACGAUGUGUGCGGUCCGCUGUUCGAAGAGGAGCUGGCAUUCUGGGGCAUCGAUGAGACGGACGUGGAGGCUUGUUGCUGGAUGAAUUACCGGCAGCACAGGGACGCAGAGGAGGCGUUGGACAGCUUUGAGAAUCCCGAACCGGAGUUGCCAGAAGACGACCCAGCUCUACCAGGAGGCGCAGAUGGGGACAUGAAAAGACUGUGCUUGCAUGAGGACGGAAGGAAAAAGACUUGGUGGGAAAUCUGGCGGCCCAGAAUGUGGGCCCUUUUUGAAGACCCUUAUUCCUCAAAAUACGCCCGGUACUGCGCAUUCCUCUCCCUUCUGUUCAUCCUCAUCUCCAUCUCCACCUUCUGCAUGGAGACGCACGAGGCCUUCAAUACCAUCUACAACAAGACGGAGAACGUGACGGAGGGAAACGUGACGCGUGAGGUGAUCGUCUACGAGGUGGUGACCGACAGCUGGCUUACGUACGUGGAGGGCAUGUGCGUCAUCUGGUUCACCAUUGAGGUGAUGGCACGCGUAGUCUUCUGCCCGGACAAGGUCGAGUUCUUCAGGAGCACCCUCAACAUCAUCGACUUCAUUGCCAUCAUGCCUUUCUAUCUGGAGGUGGGGCUGAGCGGCCUGUCCUCCAAAGCCGCCAAGGACGUGUUGGGCUUCCUGCGUGUGGUCCGCUUCGUCCGCAUCCUGCGUAUCUUCAAGCUGACCCGCCACUUUGUGGGGCUUCGCGUCCUGGGCCACACGCUCCGUGCCAGCACCAACGAGUUCCUCCUGCUCAUCAUCUUCCUCGCUCUCGGAGUGCUCAUCUUCGCCACCAUGAUCUACUACGCCGAGCGCAUCGGCGCCGACCCUGAUGACCCUACGGCUGCCAAACACACAAACUUCAAGAAUAUCCCCAUUGGUUUCUGGUGGGCCGUGGUCACCAUGACCACUCUGGGCUACGGGGACAUGUACCCCGAGACGUGGUCGGGGAUGCUGGUGGGCGCGCUGUGCGCCCUGGCAGGGGUGCUGACCAUCGCCAUGCCUGUGCCCGUCAUCGUCAACAACUUUGGCAUGUACUACUCACUGGCCAUGGCUAAGCAGAAGCUUCCCAAAAAGAAGGGCAAGCACAUCCCCCGCCCCACCAUGCCGGGCUCGCCCAACUACUGCAAGCCUGACGCUCUCGCUAUGGCCACCGCCUCGCCCCAUAGGAUCCUGGGUAAUGUACUCGGCGAGGUGAUCGGGUCCGGAGGCUUCGACUGCCCCCUUGCUCAAGAGGAGAUCAUAGAAAUCAACCGAGAUUCCAAGCAGAACGGCGACGCGGCCACUGCGGCCCUGGCGAAUGAGGACUGCCCUACCAUCGACCAGGUGCUGAGCCCGGACGAGCGGAGUCCCGCGGGGCGAGGGGGCACCGGAGUAACCCGGGAACGCUACCAGCAGGACCGCGCUUGCUUCCUGCUCAACACCAGGGAAUUCCGCGCCACAGAUGGGAAUGUGCGGAAAGCAACUGGCUAUGAGAAAUCUUGCAGCCUGAACAACAUAUCAGGAAUGGCCGGGUCAACCUUGCGCCUCACUCCAAUUACUAGCCCGCCCUUUGAAACCUAUGAGGCCCCAGGACCAUUGCGCCGCUGCCGUUCCCCAAUCCCCUCCAUUUUGUAG